Messenger RNA from Magallana angulata, 2024 nucleotides. RefSeq names its product neuronal acetylcholine receptor subunit alpha-5-like. Bases 442 to 1737 code for a protein of 431 amino acids. Lineage: Eukaryota; Metazoa; Mollusca; Bivalvia; Ostreida; Ostreidae. Gene Ontology annotation, cellular component: synapse; membrane; neuron projection. Gene Ontology annotation, biological process: signal transduction; chemical synaptic transmission; monoatomic ion transmembrane transport. The record is from RefSeq and is a predicted model, not a curated record. The transcript is spliced from 6 exons. Gene Ontology annotation, molecular function: transmembrane signaling receptor activity; extracellular ligand-gated monoatomic ion channel activity; neurotransmitter receptor activity.
CGAGAGGUACUGUCUAAAGUCGAAAUUUUAAAUAGGCUUUUGAAAAUGUAUUAUACUCGUGGUUUAGUACAAAAAAGUCAGAUGAAUCUGUGAUUUCGUUGAGGACCAAAUGAGACCUGUUGAGUUAUAAUUCUCUGAAUCUAUAUUUAGCAUCUGUUCCUGUGUCUUAGUCCAAAUGCACUGUAUAAAGUCGAAAUCAAAAUAGGCUUUGAAAAUAUGUAAUAUCAUGCUCGCGUUUCAUCACAAAGACGUCAAAUAAAUAUGUGAUUUCGUUUGGAGUAAAACAAAAACUGUGGAGUUUUAAUCCUCUGAAUCUUCAUAAGUGUAUGAGAUUAAAUGAUUAAUAUACGUCAAUCUUGCAGAAAUCCGCGAGGGUAUAAAUAAAGAAUUAAGUGGCUUCUGUAACUUAACCUCUUGACGUCUUGCAGUGACAUAACGAAAAUGAGAGCUAUGCUGAUAUAUCUAAUAUUCUGUUGUUUCAAAGGUUUUGCAGUAGGACAGCUGUCCGGUUUAACUGGUUCCCUGUCCACAGUGAACACAUUAUACACAUCAGCCCGAGAAGAGUCCUUGAGGUCUGAUCUCUUUGGGUCCUACCAGAAAAAUUCCAGACCAGCUCCCAUCAGUGACAUACGAUGCAACAUCAAGCUUCUUUCUAUCAAAGAUCUAAACAUUCGGGAGCAGACAAUGUCUUCUGUGGCUUACUUUACUUUUAUCUGGAACGACACAAGGCUCAACUGGAGUAGCAGUGCCUCCUACUCCGACAUUGAAGCCAUAUACAGCACAGAAAGCGUCCUCUUUAUUCCUCCUAUAGUGGUCGAAAAUUCAGUCAGUAAUUUAGGAUUGAUAAGCGAUAAAACCUUGCCUAUCAAAAUUGCUCAAAAUGGAGAAAUCACGUGGUCCCCGGGAAAUAUCUACGACACGUCAUGUGACAUCGACGCCACGUUUUACCCGUUUGACGUACAGACCUGUAGCAUCAUUCUAACGACACGCGGCUACACGUCCAACCAACUUUCUCUGUCGCUUAAUGACGUUCCAAUCAUUCUUACGUCAUAUCAAGAAAAUGGGGAGUGGUCGUACAUUCGGAGUAAUGCGAGUACAAGUAUAGUUUUACAUGGAUCCGAAGUCUAUUCUCAAGUGGACUUUAGUUUCACUUUUGAACGUCGCACGCCGUUCCAUUUGCUGAGUACGAUCCUCCCCCUGUUUUUCCUGGUGUCCAUGACCUGUUUUGUUUUCAAAAUCCCGGUGGAUGCUGGGGAGAAACUGGGUUAUUGUCUCACUGUGCUGCUAGCGUUCGCCGUGUACUUAACACUGGUAUCGGACAACAUCCCAACAACAUCUACAAGCACAUCGUAUCUUUCGGUAUUCUUGAACUUGAUGCUUGCAAUUGGUGUCUCCGCGGUGUUCUUAACCAUACUUGUAAUACACACCCAUUUCAAAUCUGAAGACGAGGAAAUUUCAAAUUUCACGGAAAGCAUUUCGAUAUUUGUUGCAAAAAUGGUGUGUUGGAGACACUACACCUGUUGUCGCAGCACCGAUAACUCUAGUGUCGGUGUGGUUUCUUUACAGGAGAAGGGAGGAAACUUUAAGGACAUACAUGUAGACCCAAUCAGAAAAAGGCUGAAAUGGCAGGAUGUUGCCAAAAUUCUCGAUGCUUUAUUUUUUCGAGUGUACCUAUGGUUGAUCAUUAUCAUGAUAAUAAUCUAUGCAGUUAUUAUGGCAACGUGCGAUACAAACUAAUAGUUGUUAGUAGCAAUGCACAGGGCUUGUCUUAGCUCACCUGUGACGUGGAUCUGUCAAGUAAAGUGCCAGAAAGAGACAUUAAAUUCAUCAAGGCUGAGUAAAGAAAAAAAAUUGGGAAAAUGUUGCCGUAUGCACACUGGCAAAGGAUAUCUGACAAUUAGAAAAGCUUUGCUUUAUAUGUAUGCCGUACAAGAAACAUAUCAUUAUAAUGCACGUAUUUCUUGUCGUACUUCUGUUGUUAGUUGGUGGAAUAUGCGUAUGUAGAAAUAAAGCAAUUCUUGUUA